Messenger RNA from Zymoseptoria tritici IPO323, 2947 nucleotides. RefSeq names its product proteasome regulatory particle subunit RPN1. Gene Ontology annotation, cellular component: proteasome complex; nucleus; proteasome storage granule. The record is from RefSeq and is a predicted model, not a curated record. Gene Ontology annotation, biological process: regulation of protein catabolic process; proteasome-mediated ubiquitin-dependent protein catabolic process. Lineage: Eukaryota; Fungi; Ascomycota; Dothideomycetes; Mycosphaerellales; Mycosphaerellaceae. Gene Ontology annotation, molecular function: enzyme regulator activity. The transcript is spliced from 2 exons. Bases 1 to 2754 code for a protein of 917 amino acids.
AUGGCGAAGGAGGAGGAGAAGCCGAAGGCGCAUGACAAGGGUAAAGGCAAAGCAGAAGAAGGCAAACCGACGAAUGGUGCCAACGGUACCAAGGAAGCUGGCAAAGAUGGAAAGAAGGAUGGCGACCUGAUCAUGCCACCGGAAGAGCUGAAUGAGGAAGAUCAGAAGCUCAAGGACGAGCUGGACAUGCUUGUGGAGCGAUUAACAGAGUCGGAUGCGUCUCUGUACAAGGCGGCGCUCGAAGCCAUCAAGACGAGCAUCAAGACCUCGACGAGUUCGAUGACGGCGGUGCCAAAGCCACUGAAGUUCCUCCGACCACAUUACGAUAAGCUCUGCGAGGCAUACGAGCGGUGGCCAAAAGGCGAGAACAAGGACUCUCUUGCAGACACAUUGUCCGUCCUGGGCAUGACAUACUCUGAUGAUGAAGAUCGUCGAGAUACACUCAAAUACCGCCUGCUCGCGCCUGGGACUGACAUUGGCUCCUGGGGACACGAGUACAUGCGCCAUCUCGCGCUGGAAAUCGGGCAGGAGUACCAGAAGAGGUUGGACGACGGCAAGGAUAUUGAUGAUAUUACGCAGCUCGUCCUCACUAUCGUUCCCUUCUUCCUCUCCCACAACGCCGAUGCCGACGCCGUCGAUAUCCUGUCCGAGCUGGAGAUGAUUGAGUCCAUCAAGGACCAUCUCGAUGAGAACACUUACCGACGUGUAUGCUUGUAUAUGGUCACCAUGGUCCCUCUGCUCACAUACCCCGAAAACGACCGAUUCCUCCGCACCGCCCACGACAUUUACGUCCAUUUCAAACAGCUCCCACAAGCACUUUCUCUCGCCAUUCGACUCAACGACAUGGAGUUGAUCAAAUCGGAUUUCAACGCCGCAACAGAAAAAGCACUGAAGCGUCAACUUGCGUUCAUCCUGGCGAGACAGCGGAUAUGCCUGGACUUGGAGGGCGAGGAUGCUGAUGAUGUUGAGCUUCAAGAGUGCCUCAACAACACCAAGCUGCCUGAGCACUUCAAGUCACUCGCGAAAGAGCUCAACGUGCUUGAUCCCAAAGUGCCGGAGGACAUCUACAAGUCGCAUCUCGAAUCAAGCCGAACCGCAGGCCUCACCAAUACCGACUCUGCACGCCACAACCUCGCUUCCGCUUUCGUCAACGCCUUCGUCAACGCUGGAUUCGGUGAUGACAAGAUGAUGUUGGUCGAAGGAGGCGUCAAGCAAAGCUGGAUCUGGAAGGUCAAAGAGGAGGGCAUGGUUUCGACGGCAGCAUCCGCGGGUAUGCUCAUGCUGUGGGACGUUGAGAUGGGCCUGGACAAGAUCGAUGCAUACACAUACGUGCCGGAGGACCAAAUUAAGGCCGGGGCUGCGAUGGCUAUGGGUAUCAUGAACUCUGGUGUUCGACUCGACAGUGACCCUACCAUGGCACUGCUUGGUGACUUUGAGGACAAGUCGGUCAGUGAGCGCGUGUCCCGAAUCAUGGGUCUCGGUCUCGCCUAUGCCGGAUCGAACAAGGAGGACCUGCUCGAGCUGCUCCUCCCCAUCGUCACGGAUACUGGUUUGGAUAUGCAAUUGUCUGCUGUCGCGGCACUGUCUCUUGGCCUCGUAUUCGUUGGCUCGGCACAAUCUGAUGUCAGCGAAGCGAUUAUUCAGACAUUUCUCGACGAGGAUCGCAACAAGCAGUUGAAGGAUAAGUGGACCCGAUUCAUGACUCUCGGUCUGGCACUCCUGUACUUUGGUCAGCAAGAAGAGGUGGACGUAGUUCUGGAGACGCUAAAGGCCAUCGACCACCCCAUGUCCAAGCCGGCGUCUGUGCUUGCCGAGAUUUGUGCGUGGGCUGGAACUGGCGCCGUGUUGAAGCUACAACAACUCCUCCACGUCUGCAACGAGCACAUCGAGGACAAGGAUGAUGACAAGGAUGACAAGGACGACAAGAAGGACGGCGAGGAGGUCGAUGUCGCUGGCGAGCAGCUCGUCCAAGCGUACGCUGUCCUUGGUCUCAGUCUGGUGGCAAUGGGGGAGGAGGUCGGACAGGAGAUGGUCCUGCGUCAAUUCGGCCAUCUCAUGCACUACGGCGAGCCCAACAUCCGCAAAGCCGUCCCUCUUGCCAUGGGUCUGAUCAGCCCUUCAAACCCACAGAUGAAAGUCUACGACACGCUAUCGAGGUACUCCCACGACAACGACAUCGAUGUCGCCGUCAAUUCCAUCUUCGCAAUGGGUAUGCUGGGAGCAGGCACCAACAACGCACGUAUUGCGCAACUCCUUCGACAACUCGCUUCCUACUACCACCGCGAUGCAAACGCUCUCUUCAUGGUCCGCAUCGCCCAAGGCCUGCUGCACAUGGGCAAGGGCACACUCACCAUCAACCCUUUCCACACCGACCGCUCAGUUCUGUCCAAGGUCGCUGCCGCGGGUCUCCUCACCGUCACACUUUCUCUCAUCGAUAACCCAAAGGCUUUCAUCUUGGGAGACAACCACUACCUCCUCUACUACCUGGUCACAGCCAUGUACCCGCGUUUCCUGGUUACUCUGGACGAGGAUCUCAAGCCAGUGCAGGUCAAUGUGCGAGUCGGUCAGGCGGUGGAUGUGGUCGGUCAAGCUGGUCGUCCCAAGACCAUCACUGGCUGGCAAACACAGUCGACUCCAGUCCUGCUCGGAUACGGCGAGCGUGCGGAGUUGGAGGACGAGGAGUGGAUUUGCUUGUCGAAUGUGAUGGAGGGUAUCUGCAUAUUGAAGAAGAACCCGGAGUGGCAAGCUCCGUAAGAAGCUAUGGAGCGGCGAGCAUUGGCAGAGCAGUGACAUCCCUUCAAGUAUGAUGGGCUUCGACCGAGUUUCGCGAUCAUGUCUAGGUAGCACACUUAGAUUCCAGCAUGGUGGAUGCUGGCAUAGGCCCGCAAGCUCUCCAGCAGCGACCAUACUAUACAGUCAGUUCACGGCAAGCUCCUCAUUCGUUUCC